GUUUAGUCAAAAGAAAACUAUUGGUAGGCAGUCAGUUUGCAUACAAAGACUGAAUUACAUAUUCCAGUCGUAUCUACUCCCUGUUCUUUAAUUUUUGUGAAGAAAAUCAAUGAUUUCGAUUUGAAGAAUCGUUUCUAAACAUGCAGUAUUAAUUUUUUUUUUGUGGUCUGUUCCUCAGUAUACUUACAUAUGUGCGGUUGCUUUUGUCACCUAGAGUUUUAUCUUUAUAUAUUCCCGCUCGAGUAAACUCUUUGAGUUUCUUUAUAAAACUCAGCACAAAAAGAUAACGUUAAUGUGUGGUUCACAUUUAAAAAUAAGUAGCUUAUAUAUAAGCUCUGAUUUGAAGCAUUAUAUAAACUGACUGCAUAAACUAACUAGUAUAUAAUUGUCAAUUAUACAGAAAAAGCUUUUGGAAAAAAAAUACAUCAAAAUCCAGUCUAGAAUCCUCUAUAUACCAAAAGGGUAGGCGCCGACAUUUCCGUUGCGCAGUGCCACAGGAGCUAAUUGGACAUUUCUAGCGACGCGAGGCUCUCAAAUCAAUUUCGGUUUUCAAAGAAUACAUAUUUAUCAUCAUGGAUAACUUAAUAAACAUUGUUAACAAGUUGCAAGAUGCAUUUACGUCGCUUGGCGUCCAUAUGCAAUUGGAUUUGCCACAGAUUGCCGUUGUUGGAGGUCAAUCGGCGGGGAAAAGUUCAGUUCUGGAAAACUUUGUUGGAAAAGAUUUCUUGCCUCGUGGUUCUGGUAUUGUCACCCGUAGACCACUCAUUUUGCAACUGAUUAAUGGAGUGACUGAAUACGGAGAAUUUUUGCAUUGCAAGGGUAAAAAGUUUUCCAGCUUUGAUGAGAUUCGAAAGGAAAUAGAGGAUGAAACAGAUCGCGUGACUGGUAGUAAUAAAGGCAUAUCUAACAUUCCGAUAAAUUUGCGCGUUUACUCCCCUCAUGUUCUUAAUUUAACAUUGAUAGAUUUACCUGGCCUCACUAAAGUGGCAAUUGGUGAUCAACCUGCAGAUAUUGAGCAACAAAUAAAGCAAAUGAUAUUCCAGUUUAUUCGAAAAGAAACAUGUUUAAUACUUGCCGUUACACCUGCAAAUACGGAUUUAGCUAAUUCGGAUGCGCUUAAACUAGCAAAGGAGGUGGAUCCUCAAGGAGUGCGUACCAUCGGAGUCAUUACAAAACUAGAUCUCAUGGACGAAGGAACUGAUGCUCGAGAUAUCCUAGAGAACAAGUUACUGCCUUUACGGCGCGGAUACAUUGGUGUAGUAAAUCGGUCACAAAAGGAUAUAGAGGGACGCAAAGACAUUCAUCAGGCCUUGGCCGCUGAACGCAAAUUUUUUUUAAGUCACCCAUCAUACCGUCACAUGGCCGACCGCCUUGGUACUCCUUACUUGCAAAGAGUCCUGAACCAGCAAUUGACUAAUCAUAUACGCGAUACAUUACCUGGAUUGCGCGAUAAACUGCAGAAGCAAAUGUUGACCCUGGAAAAGGAGGUAGAAGAGUUUAAACACUUCCAGCCAGGGGAUGCCAGUAUUAAGACAAAGGCUAUGCUUCAAAUGAUUCAGCAGUUGCAGUCGGACUUUGAAAGAACUAUUGAAGGAAGCGGUUCUGCAUUAGUCAAUACCAAUGAGCUGUCAGGUGGUGCCAAGAUUAAUCGGAUCUUUCAUGAACGUCUCCGCUUUGAAAUAGUAAAAAUGGCGUGCGAUGAGAAAGAAUUGCGUAGAGAGAUCUCUUUUGCAAUUCGCAAUAUUCAUGGUAUUCGUGUCGGUCUUUUUACACCUGAUAUGGCUUUUGAAGCAAUUGUUAAACGACAGAUAGCUCUAUUGAAGGAACCAGUUAUCAAAUGCGUUGACCUAGUCGUUCAAGAACUUUCUGUUGUUGUUCGUAUGUGCACGGCUAAGAUGAGCCGAUAUCCCCGUUUGCGUGAAGAAACAGAAAGAAUAAUUACGACUCAUGUGCGCCAAAGGGAACACAGUUGCAAAGAACAAAUUCUUUUGCUGAUAGAUUUUGAGUUGGCUUACAUGAAUACUAAUCAUGAGGAUUUUAUUGGAUUUGCAAACGCCCAAAAUAAAUCUGAAAAUGCAAAUAAAACUGGAACUCGUCAGCUUGGCAACCAAGUUAUACGAAAGGGUCACAUGGUCAUUCAAAACCUAGGAAUUAUGAAAGGUGGAUCUCGUCCAUAUUGGUUUGUUUUAACAUCGGAAAGUAUAUCGUGGUACAAGGACGAAGAUGAAAAAGAAAAAAAAUUUAUGCUGCCCUUGGAUGGUUUGAAACUACGGGACAUCGAACAGGGUUUUAUGUCAAUGUCUAGGCGAGUAACAUUUGCUCUAUUUAGCCCCGAUGGACGUAACGUUUACAAGGACUACAAACAGUUGGAGCUUUCUUGCGAGACCGUCGAAGAUGUUGAAUCAUGGAAAGCCUCAUUCUUACGUGCAGGCGUUUACCCUGAAAAACAGGAGACCCAAGAAAAUGGGGACGAGACGUCGUUAAAUUAUUGUGAGCCACCGAGAUGCAUCUAUAGCCGAUUCACCUUUAAAUAUGACUUGCUGUCUAUUUAAACAACAAAUCUUUCUUCGAUAGCGUCAACUAUGAUAUUAUUCCGGCAUAAUCAGCAUAGAUAACCACGAUGUCAAAUCAAGAAAUUACAAACUUAAAAUUGUUUCUGUGUAAUUGUAGUAUAUUAUUAUUCUGACACGUUAAUGUUCAUUAAUAAACGAAGAUAACCCUGUGAAAAUCCAAGUUCUUGAUUUAAGCCCAGAAAAUAUACGUGUUGAUUAUAUUUAAAGAUGAUAUUGUCAAAAAUAUGCUCAAAAUAAUAUAUCUAUAUAUAAUAAUGCGUGAAACAAGCAUUGUGGUGGAUUCACUUAAAACUUUAAUGAAAAAGAAAAUUAAAUUGUGUUUAUAAACUUAUUUUUGAGUUAUUGUUGAAUAUUAUAUUAAGAGUAUUCUAUAAUAUAAAAUAUAAACAUAAAUAUGCAAGCUUACAAAUAUUUAAGUCACAGAUCAUUCCAUUGUACUUAUACAAAAAUGUAGUUAUUGUACGUAUAUGUUUUAUUUAAAAGUAUCUAUUUACAUUGAGGAUCCUAUUUAUCUUUGAUUAAUUUUUGUUUUAAAAACAUUUUUAAAAAGAUAUGAAAGCUGUGCAUAGACAAAACCUGAGAAAAAAAAUACCCUUGCAGAGUGUUAUAAUUGAGUUUGUCCUAAAACGUCCAAUGCAGUGAAGGAAAAAAUGAUACUCUUUUAAAGGAAAUUGGGAUUUAAUUGCGAUCACCUUCCGAGUCAACAUAAAUAGAACACAUUUUCUGUUUAUUUAAAUGCAAAAAAGUCGUUGAGUUUUAAUGGAUGAUGAUGUGAAGAUAUAUUUUACUCUUAGUGAGUAAUGGCCUAUGUAUGUAGGAAUGGCUGGGAUCUGAACACUCGUAAUUGGCAUAUGUAUACCCUUGAUGGACUUAAAUUUGUACUAACGAAUUUUAAAAUUUUUUAUUAAAAUCGGUCAACUAAUCUUUUAUCUGUCAUAUACCUGUCAUUUUAUAAUUUCUUUGAGAUUUAUUUUGUAAGAAAUGGGUUCGUUUACAUAUAACAAUUAUUAUUGGUCGUUUAUUUCCAACAAUUCUCGCGAAAUUUGGGAGUUCAAUAUAAUAUUAAAUUUGCAAGGGUAUAUAAGCUUCGGUUCUGCCCGAAGCGUGCUUGUCCUUUUGUUUAUAUUUGUGAAUCGGCGAAUCUUGUUAAAAAUAAAUUGUUACUGUUUAUUUAUAUAUAAAUUAAAUUUUCGAAAAUUUAAAAAGUUAAAUUGGUUUACAAUAAACAUUCAUUCCGAAAACUGUUGUCAACAAUAUAAAUUUAACGUUAAUAAUAAAGCUACGCUUCAUAAACACUA
This is a messenger RNA of Drosophila bipectinata, 3871 nucleotides long. RefSeq names its product dynamin-1 shibire (gene shi). The record is from RefSeq and is a predicted model, not a curated record. Gene Ontology annotation, biological process: receptor-mediated endocytosis. Gene Ontology annotation, cellular component: cytoplasm; synapse; microtubule. Gene Ontology annotation, molecular function: GTPase activity; GTP binding; microtubule binding. Lineage: Eukaryota; Metazoa; Arthropoda; Insecta; Diptera; Drosophilidae.